Messenger RNA from Geodia barretti, 1500 nucleotides. NCBI's taxonomy places the organism in Eukaryota, Metazoa, Porifera, Demospongiae, Tetractinellida, Geodiidae. The record is from the annotation of a GenBank genome assembly.
GUCGCAAGUCGUGUGGGUUGUUUUUUCGCUCUACUUUCUGAGACAGUUCAUGGCGGUCCAGCCGAACCAUCCGUUGGUGAGAAGGUUACUGCAAUCUCGCUAAUUUUUCAAAACCCAACAGAUGGUUGCACUGAUGGAGACGUAAGACCGGUGAGUGGUACGAGGCGCGAUGGACAGCUGGCAACGGGGGAUAUUGCGGGAUCUAUUGAGAUCUGCGAGAAUCAGCUCUGGAAAAAGGUUGUCUUGUGCCUCCAUCAUGAGCAGUGGACAAUGGAAACUACCGCAGUUGCCUGCAGAGAACUAGGAUAUACUGCUGGAGAUGCAUUUCCAGUGGUAAGGCAGGUGACGGAAUCAAGUAGGAGACUGUCAUACAUGCCUCAGUGUGUUGGUGAGCAAAGUGGCAGUUGUGAUGCUCCCGUGGUGAUCAGGUGCUCUAUGAGCAGCUCUAAAUCCACAACUCAACUGUCUUCCACUAUGACCGCUCCCAAACUGUUAGCGUCAUCAACCAGCAAACCUGUUCCAGUCCAACAUUCGUCAACUUAUAAUGCCACAAUGUUUAAACCCCAGCCCUCUGCAACAAAGGCAUCUUCCACUGCCACCUACAGUUUUGUUACGGAUUUGUUCCCUUCUUCCUCUACCAAUUCUUCCUCUGCCACUUCUUCCUCUCCACUUUAUGAUGUCCCUGGAGCUGUGGGUGUGGCAGUCGGAGGUCUGGUGGUUCUUCUUCUCGCAGCAGCCGUGACGCUUCUUGUCCUUCUUCUACUCUGCAGAAAGAAAAAGAAGUUUCUACCUCAGCCUGCGGUGUAUGACAUGGUCCUCCCUGUGUCACCUUGCACCAGAAAUACUCUUGCUCAGCCCUAUGAGGUUCCAGUCUCAAAUAGGUCGAGGAAUUACUCCAAUUCUCAAGAGACCGAGUGUUUCACACCUACAGCUGGCCAGCCACCCUUUAAUGAUGGACGAUAUAACAGACUUAUUCACUUUCCAGCUUCCAACUCUACGGUCACUGCCAGUUUCAUGUGUGCUUCAGUCAACCUUGAGAGAGUGAUGCCUUCUUCGUUCCAAGCCCAUCAAAGCAGGGGCCAAUCCUCCAAGGGGAAGUGUCCCAUCUACCACAAUGUGGUCAUCUCGAGAAAAAGUGCAGCAGAGUACCAAUACAAUGUUCCAUCACAGCACCAAUACGACACUCUGGGAGAAAAAGUGGCUGAUGACAAAUGUACUGCUCUAGAGAGACCAACACAGAAAGCAACAAAGAUCUUUGACGGAAAGAGUGAGUAUGACGUUCUCGAGCCUCAAAAGACUAGAUUGUAGUGGCACUACUGUGACCCUGUGAACCAUUAUUUAUGGUGACCGUCGCUCAUUAGCAUGAGCCUAGCUUAUUUCUUCCCGACAUAUAAGCCCGUUAUGUCUUUGCAUCUUGUUCCAUUACUGUGUAUCCUCAAAUGUUAUCUCAUUGGCGAACACUAAGCCAAGUUACUCUUCCCUCGCCCACCACUGACUACA